CGUCUGUCAUAUUGCGACGCAAAGGGAAGAGAAGAUAAACGGAUAAAUAUAUCACUUUUCCCAACGGAGGAAACACCCCUUUAUUUUGAAUUAUAAAUGAUAACAAUGCCUGAUAUCACUCAGGUACCUUUAAUCCUAAAAAACUAGCCGCCGUAUUGUGUUUCGCUAGCUGUUUUGCUAGCUGUUUGUUUAGCUAGCUGCUAUCACGUCGCUAUCUAACGGCUCCCCAAACACACCGCCUUUGUGGCUAUGAGUACGGAUCUACUAUCUGAUUUGGACACUCGUUUCUUCGCUGAUAACCUCCUGACAAGCGAAGACUGGGAUGCCUGCCUGUACCAGUGUGAGAGCAUGGAGGAGGGGGAGGACGCGGACUUCAGCCGGGGGCUGAAAUACGAACCCUCGUUUGACAACGACCUCGUGCUCACCCUCGAUCCUGACAAUCCCACGUCGCCAUGGCAACACCUUGACGAUAACCUGCUCACAGGAGAAGCUCCCGUGAUAAAACAUGAGAUGACCAUCACUCAGCCGUUACCCGUGGAAAUGUUGUUUCGGGUGAAAGCUGAGCCUCCCUCCCCGGCGUCCUCCCUCGCGUCCGACUGCUCCGCGUCAUCUCCGGACCCCCAGAUCACAGUUAAAGGUGAAAACCCUCCGACUCCUCCGUACAUGUACGGAGACGUGCUGUCCCCCCCGCUGGGCUCCCUGGAGGUCACCGUGGCAACAAGCGCCGUACCCCGACCACAGACGCAGCUCCAGACGCCGCCACCGGCCCAGAUCCCGGCGGUCAUCGGUGGGAUCCAGACGCAGGCUGCAGGUAGGCCCACACCUGGAGUAUCAGAAAGUGCUGCAGAGCAAGGAAGACCAAAGCCUCAGUUAAGGCCUUUCUUUACAGUCGACCUAGUGGCGUCACUGGGCAGCGACUCGGCGAGCAACAAGCGAGCCGUGUGUGUCAUGGCCGUCCUGCUGUUCAUGACGUUCAGCUUCGGACCCGUCAGCAUCACAGACAGGAAGCUGUCGGACCUGCAGGACAGCGUGGUGUCGUAUACGGGGCGACGGCUGCUGGAGUUUGAAAAACAACAACAACAACAACAACAACAACAACAUAAGCAGCAGCAGGCGGCGGCUAAGCCAAUCAGAGUGGAGGACCGAACGGAAACAGAGGAGGACGCAGGAGACGAGGCUGCCGAGGCUUUUCAGUUCAGGAACCUGAGCGAUGUGUUCAGUGACAUGAAGGAUCUCGUGCUGCAGGACAUCGACCGAUACUUCAGCUCCUCCGACUGCCGACAGUUCAACCGCUCCGAGUCUCUCCGGCUGGCAGAUGAGCUGCGGGGUUGGGUCCAGCGACACCAGAUCGACAGGAAGAAGUCUGGAGGGAAACCCAAAACCGCCAAGAAGGCCAAAAUCGCCCAGAAAGCUCAGCUGAGGAAGACGAACUUCUCCAGAUAUCUGCCGAUUCAGGCUCACCGCUCCUUAGAAAGUCAGCUGCAGGUGCUUCCUGGUCCUGAGGUCACCUACAGCGACUUCAUGGACGCCAUCGACCGCAGAGAGGACACUUUCUACGUCGUCUCCUUCAGACGGGAUCACCUGUUGUUACCGGCCAUCAGCCACAACAAGACCAGCCGGCCCAAGAUGUCUCUGGUGAUGCCGGCCAUGUCCGUGAACGGUGAGUAGAGGCAACGCUGAAUGGAA
Messenger RNA from Etheostoma cragini (Arkansas darter), 1686 nucleotides. It is a transcript of the gene atf6b, whose product is annotated as activating transcription factor 6 beta. The transcript has 14 exons. Lineage: Eukaryota; Metazoa; Chordata; Actinopteri; Perciformes; Percidae. Gene Ontology annotation, biological process: endoplasmic reticulum unfolded protein response; regulation of transcription by RNA polymerase II. The coding region runs from base 250 to 1668 and encodes 472 amino acids. The record is from RefSeq and is a predicted model, not a curated record. Gene Ontology annotation, cellular component: nucleus. Gene Ontology annotation, molecular function: RNA polymerase II cis-regulatory region sequence-specific DNA binding; DNA-binding transcription factor activity, RNA polymerase II-specific.